Tupaia belangeri chinensis (Chinese tree shrew) is the source of this 1120-nucleotide messenger RNA. RefSeq names its product caspase 6 (gene CASP6). NCBI's taxonomy places the organism in Eukaryota, Metazoa, Chordata, Mammalia, Scandentia, Tupaiidae. Gene Ontology annotation, molecular function: cysteine-type endopeptidase activity. Gene Ontology annotation, biological process: positive regulation of neuron apoptotic process; apoptotic process; proteolysis. Gene Ontology annotation, cellular component: cytoplasm. The record is from RefSeq and is a predicted model, not a curated record.
AUGGGGAACAAAAUGUGACAGAAACAGAUGCCUUCUACAAAAGAGAGAUGUUGGACCCAGCGGAAGAGUACAGGAUGGACCACAGGCGGAGAGGGGUCGCUCUGAUCUUCAACCACGAGAGGUUCUUCUGGCACCUGAUGCUGACCGAGAGGCGGGGCAGCAGCGCGGACCGGGACAACCUUGUGCGCAGGUUUUCCGACCUAGGAUUCGAGGUGAAAUGUUUCAACGAUCUGAAGGCGGAGGAAGUCCUGCUGAGGAUCCAUGAGGCGUCAACCUCCAGCCACGUGGACGCCGACUGCUUCCUGUGUGUCUUCCUGAGCCACGGCGAAGGCAGCCACGUUUACGCCUACGAUGCCAAACUGGAAAUCCAGACACUGACUGGCUUGUUCAAGGGCGACAAGUGCCAGAGCCUGGUGGGGAAACCCAAGAUAUUCAUCAUCCAGGCGUGUCGGGGAAGCCAGCAUGACGUGCCAGUCAUUCCUCUGGACCGGGUGGACCACCAUACCGACAAGCUGGACCCCGACACGAACAGCACCGAGGUGGACGCGGCCUCCGUGUACACGCUGCCUGCUGGAGCAGACUUCAUUAUGUGCUACUCGGUGGCAGAAGGGUAUUACUCUCACCGGGAGACUCUGAAUGGCUCGUGGUACAUCCAAGACUUGUGUGAGAUGCUGGGAAAAUACGGCUCUUCCCUGGAGUUCACGGAGCUCCUGACGCUGGUCAACAGGAGGGUGUCCCAGCGCCGUGUGGACUUCUGCAAAGACCCGAGCGCGAUCGGAAAGAAGCAGGUGCCCUGCUUCGCCUCGAUGUUAACAAAAAAGCUGUAUUUCUUCCCUAAAUCUAACAAGUAGGGGUGAUUUUGUCCUAUGGUCUGUCCAAAAUAGAGUUCCCUUUCUACAUAAAUAACCCUCAGGUUGAAUCUCGUGGCCUGGCGACUCAGAAGGUUGCAAGGUUGAGCACCGUGGAGGACCACCUCUGCAGCCCGGAUGGCUCACGACAGAAGGCCUGAUAUGUCCGGGAACAAAACCCCUAGGAAAUCGCUUCGUCUGCCUCAUCUGAACUUACUGACAUUUUUUAAGUUUACUGUCUCGUGAUUAAACACCUCCGAUUCCCGUUCUUA